AUGCGCCCUAGGCAACAGCAUUACAACCGCGGAAGCAGCGAGUACAAGCAAGCGAGCAAAGGAAUAAGAAAGAAAUGUAGAGAAGCCAAAGAGAUCUGGCUUAAUGAACAAUGUGAAGAAAUUGAAAGACACAAAACCAACGAACCAGGCGCAAUGUACAGAAAGAUUAAGGAAGUAACGGGUUUCAAAGGUUGUUCUUCUACAGGAUGCAUAAAAUCCAAGAAUGGAGAAGUCUUAAUGGAAAAGGACAAAAUCCUUGAACGCUGGACAGAAUACAUCGGGGAACUUUUUGCUGAUUAUAGGGGCAACAAACCAGAAAUAAGAAAGGCCAUCGAGGGCCCGAAAAUCUUAACAUCACAAGUUAGAGGUGCAUUACAAACAAUGAAGAGGAAUGAGGCUGCAGGACCCAAUGAAGUCGUUACAGAGAUGAUUGUUGUGCUGGAAGACUUUGGUAUAGAGAAGCUUACCGAAGUUUUGAACGAGGUAUAUGACAGCGGACAAAUCCCAGAUCUCAGCAAAUCUAUUUUCAUAGCCCUCCCCAAGAAAACUGGCGCAAUUGAAUGUGAAUCACACAGAACGAUUAGCCUAAUGGGCCAUGUGAUAAAAAUUCUACUCCGUAUUCUGAUGAUGAGAGCAAGAAAGUCAGAAGAGAAGCUGCAAGAGAUACUAGACAAAGUGGUUGAAGCCAGCGAAAAGAAAGGGCUCACCAUAAACUGGCGGAAUAUUAAAGAGAUGAGGAAAUGA
Molecule: messenger RNA, 744 nt
Organism: Penaeus monodon (black tiger shrimp)
Lineage: Eukaryota; Metazoa; Arthropoda; Malacostraca; Decapoda; Penaeidae
Exons: 3
Coding region: 1-744 (247 amino acids)
Source: RefSeq, a predicted model, not a curated record